AUGGAACUCAAGACCCUGAUCGUUCAUGUCAAGCUUGCUCGAUACAUGGCAGUUGCCUUGUUCAUUUUGCUUGCCUUGUUCAUUUUGGCAGUCAAUGUUGGGCUCAAGGCUAGCAUUGAUCUUAAGCGCGAAGCUGGGAUGGAUCCCCAUGCGACAACACUCCCUUGGACCCUCCCGGGCGUCUCCCCAUUCCACAUGGCCUGCCCCUCCGCCCCCAUCCUCCCACAACCUCCCUCUGACGAAGCGAGUGCUCGCCACGCUACUCCAACAUCGUCACUAGACUAG
Gaeumannomyces tritici R3-111a-1 is the source of this 285-nucleotide messenger RNA. RefSeq lists its product as hypothetical. Bases 1 to 285 code for a protein of 94 amino acids. The record is from RefSeq and is a predicted model, not a curated record. Lineage: Eukaryota; Fungi; Ascomycota; Sordariomycetes; Magnaporthales; Magnaporthaceae. The transcript has 2 exons.